UAUUUGUCCUCUUGAAGUAGCAGCCAGAGGCUCUCUCUCUCUCUCUCUCUCCUCUUUUCAUCUAAUUUCUUCUACAAUUCUUGAAGAUAUACUUCUCUUAUGGCUAGCUUCUCUUGAACCCGUCUUUUUUAUCACUUCAUACUUAUCAUUUGUGUAUUAAUUCUUGGUUUGUUUGCUCUUAAAUUGUAUGAUCUCAAAUUUCUCUUUUGAUUUAGAUAGAUAUGAGUGACACAAUGAGGCCAAGGAUAAAGGUUAGGUUUCACUUAGUUUAUGAUAGGGGAUAAUUGAUCAAUUAACCCAAAUCCUUAUUAUCUAUCAAGUUAUCUUUUCUUUUUGGCCUUUUUAAUUAUCAUUAUUGAAUCUUUUUGUUUAGGGGAAGGAGUUGUGUGGUUUUUGAGCCCAACAUCAAUUUCUUGUAUACAAAUAUAGCUAGUCGUUGUUAGCUUUUGCUCCAAAUUAAGCAUAGUGAAUGGAAGUGAUUAAGGGAAAAGGAAGGAAAAGAAAUUUGAUCAUCCAAACAUGGGAGAGAUGCAAAUCCUUAGGCAGAAACAGCAAGAAAACAUCAAGACUCGUCCGUUCUUUAACAGGUAAGAGCAAAUCAUGGCCACGGCUCCACCCUAAUUCAAUGGAAGAAGAUGAUCAAUUCUCAAGAAAAAAAAGGCAAGUAGCUCCUGAAGGAUGCUUCUCUGUGUACGUUGGACCCCAGAAACAGAGGUUUGUGAUCAAGACUGAAUAUGCAAAUCACCCACUUUUCAAGAUUCUACUUGAAGAAGCAGAAUCAGAAUAUGGUUACAACCCAGAAGGCCCUCUCGCACUCCCAUGCAACGUUGACCUCUUCUACAAGGUGCUUGUAGCCAUGGAUGAUCAUAACGAUGAAACAAAUCGUCAGGGAUGUGGCUUCUCCAUGAAGCAUGGCUCCUCCUAUCGCCUUCUUAGCCCGGCUCGAUUGAUCGCCAUGAAUCAGUUCUAAAAGCCGAUCAUACAUAUAGUCUAUACUGUUGUUAAUUAAACUUUUUUCUUUUUUUUACCCUUAAUUAUGAAGAAUAAGGCCUAUUAAUUUGUGCCUUUCGUACUUCAUUAAAGCUUGUUUAAUUAUGUGUGGUCAAAUCAUGUACAGUUGGAAAGGAUGAGCAAAAGCAAUAAAAUCCAAGUCAUGUAAGAUCUAUCACUACCAUUAUAUGAACUUGUGUUCUGUAUUUUUGUUGA
Messenger RNA from Hevea brasiliensis (rubber tree), 1206 nucleotides. RefSeq names its product auxin-responsive protein SAUR40. Lineage: Eukaryota; Viridiplantae; Streptophyta; Magnoliopsida; Malpighiales; Euphorbiaceae. The coding region runs from base 470 to 970 and encodes 166 amino acids. The record is from RefSeq and is a predicted model, not a curated record. Gene Ontology annotation, biological process: response to auxin. The transcript has a single exon.